AUGUCCAGUCCGACCUGCUCACCCAAACUGACAUCGCAAAGCCGAUUGGGCGAUUAUGAGGAGAUGUCGCACUAUCUGUGGCCCAAGGGAAACCUAGACACCAAGUUUCGCGUAGCCCUCGCUGUGUCGCUGCUGAUCGGCGCCAAGGUUCUCAAUGUGCAGGUGCCCUUUUACUUCAAGUCUAUCGUGGAUUCCAUGAACAUGGACAUUGGCGCCAUGGGAGGCAAUGCCGUCGCCGUGGCUGGCAGCAUGAUAUUGGCAUACGGCGCUGCCAGGGUAGGCGCGACUGUGUUUCAGGAACUCCGUAACGCAGUCUUCGCCUCGGUCGCGCAAAAGGCGAUUCGGCGAGUUGCUCGCAACGUUUUUGAUCAUCUCCUGCGCCUCGACCUCGGAUUCCACCUGUCCAAGCAGACCGGCGGGCUCACCCGGGCCAUCGACCGCGGUACAAAGGGCAUCAGCUUCCUGCUCACUAGCAUGGUGUUCCAUAUCCUCCCCACGGCCUUGGAAAUCAGCAUGGUGUGUGGUAUCCUCACCUGGCAGUACGGUGCCAAGUUCGCCGCGAUAACUAUCUUGACCAUGGUUGGAUACACCGCAUUCACGAUAUGGACCACGGCGUGGCGGACGAAAUUCCGCCGGCGCGCCAACGCGGCCGACAACCGCGCCUCGACAGUUGCUGUCGACUCGCUCAUCAACUACGAGGCCGUGAAGUACUUCAACAACGAGCCGUUUGAGGUCUCCCGCUAUGAUAAGGCGCUGCGGGAGUAUGAGAAGAGCUCGAUCAAGGUUGCUACAUCCCUGGCGUUUCUCAACAGUGGCCAAAACAUCAUCUUCUCCACCGCGUUGACGGCCAUGAUGUACCUGGCCUGUAACGGAGUGGCUCAGGGCUCAUUGACCGUUGGUGACCUCGUCAUGGUCAACCAGCUGGUGUUCCAGCUCUCCGUUCCUCUCAACUUCCUCGGGUCCGUCUACCGAGAGCUUCGACAGUCCCUCCUCGACAUGGAGACGUUGUUCAAUCUGCAAAAGGUUAACGUUACCGUCACCGACAGCCCCAACGCAAAGCCUCUUGUCUUGACUAAGGGCGGCGAGAUCAAGUUCGAGAACGUGGCCGUUGUCGGCCCCAGCGGGUGCGGCAAGUCAACUCUUCUCAGGCUCCUCUUCCGGUCUUACGAUGCCCCUAGCGGUCGCAUUCUUAUUGACGGCCAGGAUCUCCGCGAUGUGACUUUGGAAUCCCUCCGUAAAUCUAUCGGUGUUGUGCCCCAGGAUACGCCGUUGUUCAAUGAUACGAUCGAGCACAACAUCCGCUACGGAAAGAUUGACGCGACGCACGACGAGAUCAUUGCCGUUGCCCAGCGAGCUCAUAUCCACGAUAUAAUACAAAAGUUUCCCGAUGGCUACGAAACCAAAGUCGGUGAACGGGGCCUGAUGAUUUCCGGAGGCGAGAAACAGCGUCUGGCAGUGAGCCGGUUACUUCUCAAAGAUCCCCCAUUGCUCUUUUUCGACGAGGCCACCAGCGCCCUGGAUACCCACACGGAACAAGCCCUCAUGGCCAACAUCAACAGUAUCCUGCGAGAAAAGAACCGGACGAGCGUUUUUGUGGCCCACAGGCUCAGGACUAUCUUCGAUGCGGACCUGAUCAUCGUGCUGAGGGAGGGUAGUGUUGCGGAGAUGGGCACACAUCAACAGCUAGUUGAUAGUGGAGGCGUCUACUCGGAACUCUGGAGCGCGCAAGAAACCAUGUUCAGCGGAGACGGGGCGGACGACUUGAGGGAGGACUUUAACAGCAAAGAGAAAUGA
Messenger RNA from Parascedosporium putredinis, 1794 nucleotides. The record is from the annotation of a GenBank genome assembly. Lineage: Eukaryota; Fungi; Ascomycota; Sordariomycetes; Microascales; Microascaceae.